This is a messenger RNA of Chanos chanos (milkfish), 2019 nucleotides long. RefSeq names its product erythropoietin receptor (gene epor). The record is from RefSeq and is a predicted model, not a curated record. Gene Ontology annotation, biological process: cytokine-mediated signaling pathway. The coding region runs from base 73 to 1692 and encodes 539 amino acids. Gene Ontology annotation, molecular function: protein binding; cytokine receptor activity. NCBI's taxonomy places the organism in Eukaryota, Metazoa, Chordata, Actinopteri, Gonorynchiformes, Chanidae. The transcript is spliced from 8 exons. Gene Ontology annotation, cellular component: membrane; external side of plasma membrane.
CCACAGCCUCAAACACAGUUAUGCAGGACAUCAUUACGCACCAGCGCUUCUGGUCUCCGCGAAAAACAAAAAAUGACCAAUGGUAGAACAAACGCUUUUUUGAUAGUGGCUCUAUUCUUUUGGUUCCCAGAAGUUUCGCUGACGAAUGGGGUGCUGACUUUUCAGACCAAAGUGAUGCAUUUGCUCCGCGUGGAGCCAGAGAAUCCUAAAUGUUUUGCUGAAGGGAUGCGGGACCUCACGUGCUUCUGGGAAGAGAGAGAGGAGGAACGGGGGAGCACAGCGGAUGAGUAUACGUUCACAUACACAUACCAGAAUGAGAACAGCAGUAACUGUGAUGUUGCUGCCCUGGCCCUCCCCCUGGCAGGGAGCAGGAGGCUGUUUUUUUGCCAACUCGCCCGCAUACAGUUCUUUGUGCCUCUCGACGUACACGUGCUUUACAAGGGGCAGCCGCUCUACAGCCGGAAUCUGUUCAUCGAGAACAUGUUCCUGCUGGAUCCCCCAGCCAAUGUGACUGUGACGAGAACAGGUAAACAGGGCCAGCUGAGAGUAACCUGGCUGCCACCCCCCCUCAAGUACAUGCAAAAGAGCAUGAUGUACGAAGUCAGAUACGCGCCGGAAAACAGCAGGAUGGGAAAGGAGAUCACAGUCGAAGCCAAGACUGAGCUCAUUCUGCAGGGUUUGUUCUCAGGCACCAAGUACAAGCUCUGGGUUCGAGUCAAACCAGAUGGCAUCACCUACAAUGGAACUUGGAGUGUCUGGAGUGACCCCAUUCUCAUGGCAACACCCCCCAGUGACAUGGACCCUCUCAUCAUAUUACUGAUAGUUAUCAUUUCAGUAAUCCUCUUCCUGCUCUCUCUCACUCUUCUACUGUCAUACGGCAGGUUCCUACUAAAAAAACUAUGGCCAGACAUUCCCACUCCAGAGCAGAAGUUUUCUGGCCUCUUCACAGUCCACGGAGGAGACUUCCAGCAAUGGCUGGGCCAUAGUAACAGUGGGCGUUUGUGGCACCCAGUCUGUGUUUACUCUGAGGAGUCCCCUGCCCCUCUGGAGGUACUGUCAGAGGCCAGCUUGAGACCCCCUCCCACCCUUCGUCCAAACUCCCCCAAAGCCCCGUGUGGCGCGGCACAGGCAAAGGAGGAGGGCAAAGACACAAGGGAGAAAGAGGGAGUGGACUCUGGAUCGAUUGACAGGUGGCUGGAGCCACCUCACGCUCGGUGGUUGGCAGAGCAGCUGAGGGCCUUUCAGGAACAUCCCGCCCCCCUCUCUCAGUCGUCCUUGUUGGAAUCUCAGGACGCAUAUGUCAUCCUUAACCAGAACUCCCAGCACGCCAAUGGAGAGGCCACAGAGGAUGAAAUUCUGGAGGAAAGCCUACCUCUUCAGGCACUUUUUUCCUGUGGAGAGACCUCUACGGAGUCUCGUUCCGAUCUAGGCUCCCUCCGACAGAGUUCUGGAUCAGGCAGGCUCUCUUCCCAAUCCAGCUUUGAGUAUCCAAACCACACGUGGCCACCGCUAGGGCCAGGCUACACUUACAUGGCUGUGGCAGACUCUGGUGUUUCUAUGGACUACAGUCCCAUGAGUGCCAGCAGACUGACAGACACCGGGAAAGGACCAAUCUACACCAAUAACUACAAGAACGAAAUUCUGGCUCACAGACAGCUCCUCACAGGACAGAACUUUCACUCGGGAUGCUGACCAAACUGUCUGUGAAACGUUGAAAGACAUUAAAAAGUUUCACCGAAGGCUCUUUUCAGGGAGGCCUUUCACAGUGUCUGACAGAGGUGGAGUGAAGGAUUCAGAGCAGUCACGGAGCUCUAGUGCAAAGCAUGGAUCUUCACUCAAGAGUUUCAUGAUGGACAAUAUUAAAGAGGGUGAAAAGAGGAAUGUUUCAGUGGACUGAAUGCUCCCCGUUUGGUAAUAUAAGCUAACUCUGUGUCAUACAGAGGAUUGAGUUCAUUGUUUUGGCAGCUGUUUUGAUAAAUAUUCAAACACUGAGAUGACACACACAUUUUUUUUUGUACU